Messenger RNA from Corythoichthys intestinalis (scribbled pipefish), 9168 nucleotides. Its product is annotated as receptor-type tyrosine-protein phosphatase S-like. Lineage: Eukaryota; Metazoa; Chordata; Actinopteri; Syngnathiformes; Syngnathidae. The record is from RefSeq and is a predicted model, not a curated record. Gene Ontology annotation, molecular function: protein binding; protein tyrosine phosphatase activity. Gene Ontology annotation, biological process: peptidyl-tyrosine dephosphorylation involved in inactivation of protein kinase activity. Gene Ontology annotation, cellular component: signaling receptor complex. The transcript has 30 exons. Bases 2389 to 6933 code for a protein of 1514 amino acids.
GCCGACAUUCCGCCAUAUUUGUUGUUUUUAAUGUUUGGUAGCACCGCUGCGCACGCCCAAUGUGACGUGUACGAGUGCUGACGUUAACGGCGCGGUCUCGCGCCGCGGGAGCCUUUGAUAUGCAUGCAGAGGAAGCCCCCCUCAAUCCCCCGCAAUCGGAUUUUUCCACUUUGGAGACAGGAUUCAGAAUUUUUUGUCUUCGCCUUCCGUCUUCGCCAACACCAUAUGCACGCGAAGUGAGUCCACUACUCAGUCAUUGCGUCUUUGUGUCGCAGAGUCGCCAUGUAAACUGCCCCUAAAUGAACUGUUAUUAAAUUGACCUCACAAGAAUGUCCUACUGUUAAACAGCAUUUUUCGGACUAUAGGUCGCACAAGCAAAAAAAUGCGCAAUGAAGAGGAAAAAACGUAUUAGUUGGAGUAUAAGUUGCAUUUUGGGGGGAAAUUUAUUUGAUGGAAUCCAACACCAAGAACAGACAUGUCAUGUUGAAAGGUUACAAUUUAAAGUGAAAAUAGCGAACAGCUGAACAACUGUACAGUACGCUAGCGGUAUAUGAUGCAUAAACAAUGAAUUGAGAACGAUAUGUUAACGUAACAUAGCUAUUAAGAGUCAGUCAGAUAACUAUGCAUAAAGAACAUGCUAACAAGUUUACCAAACCAUCAUUGUCACUCAAAAUCACUGAAUCCAAUGAACUGCCAAUAUUGAAAAACAGGCCUUGAGCGCCCUCUUGCUGUGUAGUGUUAAAAUAACAAGUGAAAUGAUAAAAUACAGUUAUUCCCCGGGUUACGAAUGAGUUGCUACGCUGGCGACAACCCAAAUUUCCGUGCAAGUCGGAAUUAACCCUUUAACUACCCCUGAAUCUCAAAAUAUCUGUCCAAAAAGUGCAAAAAUCUUGUAUUUUGUUGAAUGAUGGAGGAUGCACUGCCCUCUGGUGGCAGCAUUGGAUCUGGCUUGACUGUCGCCUUGUAUGACUGAAGAGCAGACUCAGAUGUCUGACAUGGAUAAAGGAUAGCUGUGCUCUGGUUUUGCCCACAUAAGGCUGUAAGUUGUUUCAGCUAAUACAUGUUUGUGUAUGCAUUUGUAGUUAAGUUUAGAGAUAAAGUUUGUGGAGUUACGUGUUAGUGAUUUGCUAUCAGAAUUGUAAAUGCGUUAGCAUUGUGGCAUUUAAGCUAGCAGACUUUUGUUAGGCAAAUUAGGUUAAUUUAAGUUAUUAAAUUCACAUAUUGAUCAGACUAGAUGAACGUUUGAGCACCAAUUGUUUUUUCGUCAAGUGUUUUAUUGUUAAAAUGCGUGUCAUUUUCAACAUAAGUCUACAAAUGUAUGUUAACAGCUUUACACAUUGUCAAAAUUGAAGGAAGUAAAAAGCUUCAAAGAGCACAAUUGCCUUGUUUACGGUCUGUAAAGCUGAACAACUUAAUGUUUAGAGAAGGCAGAACACAUCAUCUUAAUGAAGUAAAAAAAUAAGAUGCUGUGAGUUAUAGUAAGGUACUGUUUAUGCGAUAAAAAUAAUAAAACAAACAAACAACUGGAGACAAAAUGGCGCAAGGGACUCCGGCGUCGUAAAUUCGAAAUCGUGUAAGUGGAGUACGACUAUUUAUAAUGUCUCAGUAUUUUCACAAAUAUGUCGCUCCAGAGUAUAAGUUGCACCCCUGGCCAAAUUAUGAAAAAAGCCCACGACUUAUAGUCAAGAAAAUACGGUAAUUGCUUUCACAUUUUUUUCAUAAAUGAACUAAUUGGCUGCCAUCGACAGGGAUAGACGUCCAAUCCAUUUUGGCUCGGAUACAAACUCAGCCUUGAUUUUACGGAGGGCAAGGCAAGGUGGAGGUGAACUCAAAAAUACUUAAAUAUAACAAAAACAGAGUAAAAACAAAAAAAAACACAAAAAACAAAAGAGGGGAUUGUAAUUUACAAGAGCAAGGAUCAACACAAGGGCUUGGACGCAGAAUAGACACUCUGAAAGACACUGGGAUAGACAUUGACCGAACAGGAACAGACAGCACAUGGGGAACUUAAAUACAGACAUUGGGUAACGAGACAAUGAGACACAGGUGGUUGAUACAAGAGGCAGCAGAUUGGUCAAGACACAAGGAGCAGGCUACAACAGGUGAAAUCAAUGGGUAAUCACAUGGACAAGAAACACUAUAGGGCAAAAUCCUAACAAAACUCAACUCAAGGCAUGACAGUUUUCAUUUGCUCAUGAGUCGCUGUCUAUCAGACAGCAUUCAUCCAGAGAACCCCACUAGACACGUGAAAAAAACGAUGGAAUAAAACCCCAGAGUCACAUUUUUUUUUUUACACAAUCAACUCGUGAGGCUGAUACGAGUGCCUACCCCUGCUGAGUGAAGCCCCAAACGCAAUUCAGUCCAAUCCAAGCGGCCUACAGUGGGACCAUGCAUCUGUCCAGCACGUUAACCCAGUCCAGGAGGCUGAUCCCUGGGUUCCGCCUCAGGACCUCCCCCCUGUGUCUCCUUCUGCAUCUCAUCAUCCUGCUAAUUAAAGUGAACAAUCUUUCUGCAGGACCAGCUGCUCCAAAGUUCACCAAGACUCCCACAGACCAGAUUGGUGUAUCAGGGGGCGUGGCAUCAUUUGUGUGCCAAGCUAGCGGAAAUCCCAAGCCGGUCGUCUACUGGAACAAGAAGGGCAAGAAAGUCAACUCUCAGCGUAUCGAGACCAUCGAGUUUGACGACGGUGCGGGCGCCGUGCUGAGGAUUCAACCUCUCAGAGCUCCUCGAGAUGAAAACAUCUACGAGUGCGUGGCACGUAACAGCGAGGGAGAGCUGUCAGUCACUGCGAAGCUGGCUAUCAUCAGAGAGGACCUGCUGCCAUUUGGCUUCCCCAGUAUCGAUAUGGGUCCUCAGCUGAAGGUGGUGGAGCGUACAAGAACAGCAACCAUGUUGUGUGCCGCGAGUGGAAUCCCAGACCCGGAGAUCUCCUGGUUUAAAGACUUCCUGCCCGUUGAACCCAGCACUAGCCAAGGUCGCAUCAAACAGCUCCGAUCAGGAGCUUUACAGAUCGAGAACAGCGAGGAAACUGACCAAGGGAAGUAUGAGUGCGUGGCCACCAAUUCUCAAGGUGUACGCUACUCCUCGCCAGCCAACCUCUACGUGCGAGUGCGCCGCGUCCCCCCUCGUUUCUCCAUCCUCCCCUCCAACCACGAAAUCAUGCCGGGAGGGAGCGUCAACAUCACCUGCGUGGCGGUGGGCUCCCCCAUGCCCUACGUCAAAUGGAUGGUGGGGAGCGAGGACCUGACCCCUGAGGACGAGAUGCCGAUCGGUCGCAACGUGCUGGAGCUCACCGGCGUGCGGGAGUCGGCCAACUACACGUGCGUGGCCAUGAGUAGUCUCGGGAUCAUCGAGGCCACGGCUCAAGUCUUAGUCAAGACUUUGCCAAAGCCCCCUGGUACUCCCAUCGUCACAGAAACCACAGCCACCAGUGUGACCAUCACAUGGGACUCCGGUAACCCAGACCCGGUCUCCUACUACAUCAUCCAGUACCGAGCCAAAGGCCCUGACAGCAAGUACGAGACGGUGGACAGCAUCACCACCACUCGCUACAGCAUCGGUGGGCUGUACCCCAACACCGAGUACGAGAUCCGCGUGUCGGCAUUCAACAGCAUCGGUCAGGGCCCCCCCUCGGUGCGAGUGGAGGCCCGGACGGGAGAGCAGGCCCCGGCCAGCCCACCCCGAAAUGUCCAGGCCCAUAUUAUUUCACAGAACACAGUGAUGGUCCGUUGGGAGGAACCGGAAGAGCCGAAUGGGCAGGUGAAGGGCUAUCGCGUGUACUACACCAUGGACCCGUCCCGGCCCAUGAAUGAAUGGAAAAUCCAUAACGUCCAGGACAGUGUGAUCACAACAAUACAGAGCCUGGUGACGUCCGAGACAUACACUCUCCAAGUCCUUGCCUUCACCUCAGUGGGAGACGGGCCCUUCUCUGACCCGGUGCACGUUAAAGUCAUGCCAGGAGUUCCAGGACAACCAGGGAAGUUUAAAAUCGGAAGGGUGACAGACACCAGCAUUGAGCUUACUUGGGAGCCUGCAUACACCAAGGAAGGCAUCAUCAACUACGAGCUCCUUUACAAACCUGUCAAGUAUGGCAGUUUGGAGAAGUUAACCUUUGGCCCACGGAAUUCCUACACGGUUGAGGGUCUGAAAGCCAACACGGAAUAUUCCUUCUCCCUGGCAGCCAUCUCAAACAAAGGCAUCGGCGCUUUCACCAACGAACUGGUGCAGAGGACAUCGCAAGCCAACGUUCCAAGGAAUUUUUCUGUCAAUCUGGCCACGAGAACCAGUGUUCUUCUGACGUGGGAGUUCCCAGAGAGCAGCAACCCGUAUCGCUUCAGUGUGGAAUAUAAUCGACAAAAGAUGGAGGUGGAUGCUCGCUUGAAGAAAGCAGUCAUCCCAAACCUCCAGCCUGACACCAGCUACGACUUCAAGAUCACGGCUCCCGAGGGCAAUAUGGGAGGCCUUCGCCACCGUAUCACCGCCAAAACAUCUCCGCCUAUAACCAUACGCCGCCCUGAGAUUGAUCACACCCGGGACACGGAGACUACAGUCACUAUAAUUCUGCCGUCACUGGAGUCUCGAACGCCUGUCAAGAACAUUUACGUUGUUGUGGUUCCACUGAGGAAAGCCCGAGGCGUCAUCAGACACCUUAAGAGUCCAGACGAAAUGGACUUGGAAGAGCUGUUAAAAGACAUCAGUCAAAAGCAGAGAGACUCUCGCCAGCAGAAGCAGGUGGAUCUGCGUCGCGCUUACAUCACGGCCCGCUUCACACCUGCCACCCUACCAGCCUUCUUCACCUUGGGGGACCAGCUGGACUAUGGAGGCUUUGAGAACCGUGCGUUGGAGCCCGGGCAGGAAUAUGUCUUCUUCAUCCUGGCUGAACUCAACUCAACAACCGGGAAGAUGUACGUGGCUAGCCCUUACACAGAUCCAGUGAUCGCCCCAGAUUCAGACCCCCAGCCCCUGGAUGCAGGGGAUGGUCUCAUCUGGGUAGUGGGACCGGUGCUCGCCGUGGUUUUCAUUAUCUGCAUCGUCAUCGCUAUUCUACUCUACAAGAACAAACCUGACAGCAAGCGCAAGGAGUCUGAGCCAGGAAGCAAGAGUCUUCUGAGUAAUGCCGAGAUGAUGGCCCAUCACCCCACAGACCCAGUGGAGAUGAGAAGAAUUAACUUCCAGACUCCAGGAAUGAUGAGCCAUCCUCCCAUUCCCAUCAGCGAGCUGGCUGAGCAUAUUGAGCUGAUGAAGGCUAACGACAAUCUACGACUUUCCCAGGAAUACGAGUCCAUUGACCCUGGGCAGCAAUUCACCUGGGAGCAUUCCAACCUAGAGGUCAACAAGCCCAAAAACCGCUAUGCUAACGUGAUAGCGUACGAUCACACCAGAGUCAUUCUGGCUCCCAUAGAAGGUGUCCUGGGAAGCGACUACAUCAACGCCAAUUACAUUGACGGCUACAGAAAGCAGAAUGCUUACAUCGCCACCCAGGGACCACUGGCGGAGACGUUUGGUGACUUCUGGAGAAUGGUGUGGGAGCAGCGGGCGGCCUCUGUUGUCAUGAUGACACGCUUAGAAGAGAAAUCCCGGAUUAAGUGUGACCAAUACUGGCCAAAUCGGGGCACAGACACAUACGGAACAAUCCAGGUAACCCUGCUGGACACAAUGGAACUGGCCACAUUCUGCGUCCGCACCUUCUCCCUCCAUAAGAGCGGCAGCAGUGAACGAAGAGAAGUGCGUCAGUUCCAGUUCACCGCCUGGCCAGAUCAUGGCGUUCCGGAGUACCCAACCCCGUUCCUCAACUUCCUGCGCAGGGUUAAGACCUGCAACCCUCCGGAUGCCGGUCCCAUUAUCGCCCACUGCAGCGCCGGCGUCGGCCGCACCGGCUGCUUCAUCGUCAUCGACGCCAUGCUGGAGCGCAUCCGACACGAGCGCACCGCCGACAUCUACGGCCACGUCACCCUGAUGCGCUCGCAGAGGAACUACAUGGUGCAAACGGAGGACCAGUACAGCUUCAUCCACGAGGCGCUGCUAGAGGCAGUGGCCUGCGGGAACACGGAGGUGGCGGCCAGGAGUCUGUACUCGUACAUGCAGAAGCUGGCCAAGGUGGAAAGCGGCGAACACGUCACAGGCAUGGAGCUGGAGUUUAAGCGACUGGCAAACACCAAAGCCCACACGUCCCGCUUCGUCACAGCCAACCUCCCUUGCAACAAAUUCAAGAACCGGCUCGUCAACAUCAUGCCCUACGAGACAACCCGUGUGUGUCUCCAGCCAAUCAGAGGCCUGGAGGGUUCCGACUAUAUAAACGCCAGCUACAUCGACGGUUACAGGCAACAGAAAGGCUACAUCGCCACCCAGGGUCCGCUGGCAGAGACCACAGAGGACUUUUGGCGGAUGCUGUGGGAGCACAAUUCAACUAUUGUGGUCAUGCUCACUAAACUGAGAGAGAUGGGCAGGGAGAAGUGUCACCAGUACUGGCCCGCUGAGCGCUCCGCCAGGUACCAGUACUUUGUGGUGGACCCCAUGGCCGAGUACAACAUGCCCCAGUACAUCCUUCGGGAAUUCAAAGUAACAGACGCCAGGGACGGCCAAUCGCGAACAGUCCGUCAGUUCCAGUUCACUGACUGGCCUGAGCAAGGUGUGCCCAAAUCUGGUGAGGGCUUCAUCGAUUUCAUUGGUCAAGUUCACAAAACUAAAGAGCAGUUUGGCCAGGAUGGACCAAUCAGUGUUCACUGCAGUGCUGGCGUUGGUCGGACAGGGGUCUUCAUCACUCUGAGCAUUGUGCUAGAGAGGAUGCGCUAUGAAGGAGCAGUGGACAUCUUCCAGACUGUCAAAAUGCUGCGGACACAGAGACCAGCCAUGGUGCAGACUGAGGAUGAAUACCAGUUCUGCUACCAGGCCGCUCUGGAGUACUUGGGUAGCUUCGACCACUAUGCAACAUAAGCGAAGACACAAGCUGAAAGGAGGAGCGAAAGACAAAGAGGAAAAAUCUGCACCAACAAGGACAAAAUUCCCCCCCAACAAAUCUGUCUAACAACAACCGCGCUCUUUUCUGCCCGAGAGCUGCGCCAGACUCUCCAUGUGUAAUCCAUAUACUUACCUCAGUGUUCCAAGUGUGAAGGACGUAUAAUACAUAUGUGUCGUGGUCAGCUAUCUCCAAUACCAGUGAAAUACAGGAACAGGAAUUUAUGAGUCUCUCUGUGUAUAAAUGCUAAAAGAAACACACACAAAGAGCCUGGAUAUUUGCUGCACCCUUAAUGGGCUUUUUAUCCUCAACUUUGUAUCUAUCGGUUUGGUGUACUCAUGGGUAACAAGAGUGCAAAGGUCGACGUUUCUAUGUAUACGUGAGUUUCUUUCUAAGGCGUCUACUGGAUCGUAAUGACAGCAGAAGACAGGCUUCGACGGAGCGGACGUUACGAAUACCCGACGCACAGUGCCAACGCGAGCCAAGCAACCGUGGCCCAGGAAUUGGGAGACUCUGAAUAUUCCGGACAGGGCUGGCCGCCAUUAUCCAGCGCCUUUGACAAAGCUUGCUUGCCGUUCGCUUGUAGUGGUCCGUCAUAUUCCUCCUAUUCUUCACGCCAUGUUCAACUCAUCAGCUCCAACGGUGGCUUGUUGACGGAGAUGCUGUUGAAAAGACUUGACCUAUUUUGUUUCACGUUUCGUACGUGUGUGUGUUUACUUUUGAAUUAUCAUCAUUGCCUUAUGCUUUUUUUGUGGUUUUAACAUGCUGCUUCGCUCACACGCUACAGUUCUAUUGUCGUACACCAUCUUAAAGUGAGGAUGAAAGCCCCUCUGAAAUGAGUCUACUAGUCCAUCUCCAAAAAUUAGCAUAUUGUGAUAAAGUUCAUUUUUUCUGUAAUGUACUGAUAAACAUUAGACUUUCAUAUAUUUUAGAUUCAUUACACACAACUGAAGUAGUUCAAGCCUUUUCUUGUUUUAAUAUUGAUGAUUUUGGCAAAAAAGUCCAGAAAAACCAAAAAGCCCUAUCUCAAAAAAUUAGCAUAUCAUAAAAAGGUACUCUAAAGAAGCUACUAACCUAAUCAUCUGAAUCAACGAAUUAACUCUAAACCCCUGCAAAAGAUUCCUGAGGCUUUUAAAAACUCCCAGCCUGGUUCAUUACUCAAAACCGCAAUCAUGGGCAAGACUGCCGACCUGACUGUUGUCCAGAAAGCCAUCUUUGACACCCUCAAGCAAGAGGCUAAGACACAGAAAGAAAUUUCUGAGCGAAUAGGCUGUUCCCAGAGUGCUGUAUCAAGGCACUUCAGUGGGAAGGCAGAAACUCUGGACUGAGUCUGGAGUAGAAACAUCCAGAGCAACCGUGCACAGGCGUGUGCUGGAAAUGGGCUACAAGUGCCGCAUUCCCCAGGUCAAGCCACUUUUGAACCUGAAACAGCGGCAGUAGCGCCUGACCUGGGCUACCAAGAAGCAGCACUAGACUGUUGCUCAGUGGUCCAAAGUACUUUUUCAGAUGAAUUUUGCAUGUCAUUCGGAAAUCAAGGUGCCAGAGUUUGGAAGAAGACUGGGGAGAAGGAUAUGCCAAAAUGCCUGAAGUCCAAUGUCAAGUACCCACAGUCAGUGAUGGUCUGGGGAGCCAUGUCGGCUGCUGGUGUUGGUCUAAUGCAGCAUGUCCAAAGUCCGGCCCGGGGGCCAAAUGUGGCCUGUGGUCAAAUUUCUUCCGGCCCCAAGCCUCGGUCAUAAAAUCAAUAACAUCUGGCCCGCACACACUUAAUAAAUUGGUCAGCAAUACAGCUACCAGCAUAUGUAUGAAGUAGCUUACACACUAAAUGCUGCUCCUCAUUUACCCACUAAAAGGCAGCAGCACUCUAAGCAACAUUAACCCGCGUGACCCUUCCAAUUUCCUAAAAUAGCGACAAUCAACAAAAAAAGACUGCGACGGCCAACUAUUUCUUCACUAAAAUACGCAGCAACUGUGUCCGUCUCAUUUGCAAAGAGACAGUCGCUAUUUUUAAAGAGUUCAAAAUGUGAGGCGAUAUUACAAACGAGACAUGCUGACAUAUACGACCAGAUUACAGGGAAGAUACGCAGCGAGAAAUUGAAGCAACUUGAAGCUUGUUCAAUUUCACAGCAGCACUAUUUUGCAGGAGCCCGAGAGUCGAAUGAACACCACAAAGGCUAGUUGCGAGAUUGUUGAAAUUAUUAAUAAAAAAACAAUAA